Molecule: messenger RNA, 990 nt
Organism: Lineus longissimus
Lineage: Eukaryota; Metazoa; Nemertea; Pilidiophora; Heteronemertea; Lineidae
Exons: 8
Coding region: 37-894 (285 amino acids)
Molecular function (GO): calcium ion binding
Source: RefSeq, a predicted model, not a curated record
UUGAUCGACCACUAUUUCUUCAAUUUCCCGUAAAAGAUGGUGAGAGUGGUUUAUUUCGUUGUUGGGCUGUGCCUGCUAACCGUUUUGGUUCAGGUUCGAGGAGGUUGCGGCCAUAAACACAAGCACGACAAUGAGCGAAACCAAGGACGAAGUUCGAAAAGUAUUUCAGAAAUGGCCCAAGCAAAGAUGGCAAAGUUGUUCCCAAAGAUAGAUCAAAAUAAUGACAAUGCAAUUGACGAGAUUGAAAUUCACCAAUUUAUUCUGUCUAUGGACGGCGUCGGAGAUGUAGCCGCUAAGGAUGGUAUGGUAACGAAAGAAGAAUUCGUCUCUGCCAACCAAGACAGGAAACACAAGGAGAACAGGUUUCCCAACGAACUGGUCUACGGCAGAUUCGACCGAGACAACAAUGGCGACAUUGACGAAGCUGACAUCAAGCUGUUCGUCGAUACAUUUGAUAAAAACGGCGAUGGUAAGGUCAGCCGGGACGAAUACUCUGCCGAAAUUAGCAAGGAAACUACGCCACUAGACGAAGCAAUCGAGGAGUUGUUCGUCAUCAACGACAUGAACUACAACGGGUUCUGGGACCGCCUCGACCAGCACGCCCUCUGGAAUCAGUAUGAUAUAAACAAGGACGGCAUCAUUACCGAGCACGAGUUUAAACGCUACUGGAACGUUCUGUACUGCACCAACUUCGGCCCCGGAGAAUACUGGUUCAAGAACUUCGACGUCAACCAAGAUGAUGUCAUUGAUGAAUUCAGAGAUAAGGAGGACGUUAUAAUGUCCUUUGAUAUAAAUCGUGACGGAAUGGUUACAGAAGAGGAGAUGAAGAUUGAAAUCAAAAAGCUGAUGAAGCGCAUACCAGACAAAAAGAAAUGGAAAUGUCCAGAAUACUAGUAGGCUAAUCUAAAAAACAGUUAGAGGAACGUCCACCUGGAGCGCCCUCGAAUUUCUAUGUAAUCAGUCGCGUUACAAAUAUAAUACAUCAUCAAC